Molecule: messenger RNA, 2010 nt
Organism: Nasonia vitripennis (jewel wasp)
Lineage: Eukaryota; Metazoa; Arthropoda; Insecta; Hymenoptera; Pteromalidae
Exons: 6
Coding region: 147-1571 (474 amino acids)
Biological process (GO): microtubule anchoring
Cellular component (GO): cytoskeleton; ciliary basal body; axonemal microtubule
Molecular function (GO): microtubule binding
Source: RefSeq, marked validated
ACAUAUGUUUUCAUUCGUGCAUUUUUUUAUAUCACAUCCAAUAAUAUUAUGUGUUGAUAUUUUAUCUUUCGCUUUUCAUUUUUCUUUUAUUAACAUCUAACGAAAUCGUCGUCAACAUAUUAAGUCUUUUGUAGUUGAAGAAAAAGAUGGAAGUCGUGGAAGUAUCGCAUGAAAAAAUUCAUCAUUUGGACCCGACUAACCAAAAAAACGGUUUUCAACACACCGAAUGCACGAAGAAAUAUGUUCAACCGCCAAGAGUCAAGCCCUUCGCCCCUCGGACGGUUUACUGUCCUCCGAAAAAUCCGAUCGAUUCAGGGACGACUUACCAUUCUUCGUAUUACAACGAAAAUCAAUCACGCGAAGCCCGACCGCAACCGUUUAAGCCGACACCUUGCAUUAAUUUACCGAAUGAUAAGUUUUCCGAUGAUACAACUACCAAGUUGAGCUUCAAGCCAGUGUGGGGCAUACGCAAGGCUGCGCCCAUUUUUCCCCAUCAGAGAUUAUGCCCGCAAAAAGGACGCAUGGAAGAUGUGACGACCAUACGACAGGACUACUCGCCCAAAGUCGUGGCGAAACCAAAUUUAAUCCUACCUUGCGGAAACAUUAGAGCCAGUAAAGGUAAAUUAGAAACAGCGACAACCACCUUGUUGUCCUACAUGAAUCCGGGGCAAAUCCAGCCAGUAACGAGUUUCAAACCUCAAAUGAAGUACUGCCGACCAAAUGAACCCACGGCGAAUGAAACCACGCAAAAAUUGAGCUACUUACCUUAUCAAGUGGGCAAAAAGGAAAACUAUCCGUGGGCCCAAAAACCGAUUUACAGACGUCCGGAAGCCCCGAUGCACGAUGAAACGACGUACGGAAAAAGCUAUCUGGAGAGCAAGGGGAGGAAGGAAACCCCGAUACUUCCCAAGGACUCGGAUUUGUUUUCUUGUGGAGCUCAGUUCCUCGAGAACACGGUUUAUCGCGAGAGUUUUCUGCCCUGUCAGAGAGAGCCAGUUACUCCGAUAAAGCCCUGCGAGAACCUCUCGCUGUCUGAUAAAAAAAUGUCGUGCGACACCACGAGCAAGAUGAGUUUUCAGCCGGUGAAGGGCGAGAUGAGAAAACCGAUCGUACCCCGCCAAAGAAAGAUCUUGUGUGACGCGGGAUCGAUGCAAAACGCAACUACCAAUCAACUGGAGUUCACUCCGAAAUUCGUGAGACGACCGGAUGUUGUGGUGCCUUGUGGACACAUUCGCACGGCCGAGCAACCGUUGGAAGCCGCAACUACCACGGCUCUGUCAUACGGCAAUCCUGGACCUGUAACUCAUGUGCCGAAUUACAAACCGAGCUUGAAAUAUUGCAAACCCGAAGAGAAGAUUGAUGCGGAAACGGUAAACAAGUUGUCCUACCGUGAGUGGUCGAUUGGUCCUAAGGAGCAGCUUCCUUGGGCUCAAAAGGGCAAGUAUCAGCCUCCGAGGGACAAAAUGCCGGGCAACACCGUCUACCACACGAGCUUCCCACCUCCCGGACACUUUGUCGAAGAACGUCCGCCGUCUACAUCCGCCGAUUGUCCUUGUCCGUCUUAUAAAUAAUUAUAUCGCUCGCGGAGAUCAGUGACGUCGAUAACUCAUCGUAGCAGAUGAUAAGGCGUCUUCUUUAACGAGUAAAAAUACCUCGGGUUCGAAAACAAGUCGCAAAUUCAGGAGAUAACGUAUACGCAUUUUUUCCGCCGCAUUAUCGCUUCGAAAUUGUUAGUCGCAGGGUUGACUUUGGAACUGGAAAUUUGAAGUUUUAGGUGUUCGACGAUGAGGAUAGUGAAGAAUACGAGAUGGAAUGAAUGUUCUCUACUCAUGGUUUAUUAGUCAGAUGUACAUCUGUGAAUGAAUCAUACAGUACAUAUUCGUAUACAUAGAGCAAAUAAUUCAUCGGACAGAAUAGAGUUUUCUAUAAUAAGCUAGUCAUACAGUGGUACAAAUUAUAAAAUUUUUUGUCUCAUAAUAAAAUAAACUUUAAUCUCUGAUAAAAAAAAAA